This is a messenger RNA of Toxotes jaculatrix (banded archerfish), 3900 nucleotides long. RefSeq names its product Ets2 repressor factor like 3 (gene erfl3). Gene Ontology annotation, molecular function: DNA-binding transcription factor activity, RNA polymerase II-specific; sequence-specific DNA binding. Gene Ontology annotation, cellular component: nucleus. Gene Ontology annotation, biological process: cell differentiation; regulation of transcription by RNA polymerase II. The coding region runs from base 617 to 2824 and encodes 735 amino acids. NCBI's taxonomy places the organism in Eukaryota, Metazoa, Chordata, Actinopteri, Toxotidae. The record is from RefSeq and is a predicted model, not a curated record. The transcript has 6 exons.
GGGAGGAGAGAGUAGCAUUGAGUGGUGUGAGAGUGAGCGGAGGACUAAAAAAAGUCUGUAAAGAAAGAGAGGUUCCUCUCCGACGUUAAUUUCUGUCAAAGAAGUAACGAAGCUUUACGGUGGAGAGAUGUCAAACAGCGGAGAAGAUGCGGUUGAGACGGAGUAAACAGCUACCGGACAGUUAGCGAAAGAACUUGUUAGAAGAGAGAGAAAGGCUUUUCGGCUGGCUCGAGUCGGGACGGUUGGCCGUUUUUCCGCCGCAACUUGAGCAGAUUUCAACGCUACAAGUUACGGGACGAGAGGCGAGGACCAAACAGCGAGGUCUUGACCGCUCAGCUCGGUGGAAGGAAAGCCAUUCGCUCGGUUUGGUCGGUUGGCGGAGAGCCUGGGGUGAAACGGACCGAGAGAGCGCGGCGGCUCGACAAGAGAAGAGCCGCUGAAGCACUAGCUACAAAAGUUUGCCGUGUGUCUUCACCUAGUUUUCCAGAUUGGGAACCAGAGGCGAAGGAAGAGGCCGAGAGACGGACUUUUCUUUCCACAAGCAACUUUGUGGAAUUCAUCCAGUUUAGUGAACUUUAGACACUUGCUGUUUUGCUACGUAGCUGAAGCAGAAAGAAUGAAAACACCUGGAGAUAGUGGGUUCGCCUUCCCAGAAUGGGCUUACAAACCUGAGUCAAGCCCUGGGUCCAGGCAGAUCCAGCUAUGGCACUUCAUCCUGGAGCUGCUCAGAAAAGAAGAGUAUCAUGACGUUAUUGCCUGGCAGGGCGACUAUGGCGAGUUUGUUAUCAAAGACCCAGAUGAGGUGGCCCGACUGUGGGGGGCCAGGAAGUGUAAACCCCAGAUGAACUACGAUAAACUGAGCAGGGCACUGAGAUAUUACUACAACAAGAGGAUCCUUCAUAAGACUAAAGGAAAGAGGUUCACCUAUAAGUUCAACUUCAAUAAACUGGUUUUGGUCAACUACCCAUUCAUCGACAUGGGCUCCUCUGGAAGCAGUGUUCCUCAGAGCGCCCCUCCUGUCCCUACUGGUGCAGCGACCCACUUCCGCUUUCCUCCUUCAACACCGUCCGAAGUCCUCUCCCCCAACGAAGACCUGCGCAGCCCCAGCGGCAUGUUCAGCUCUGUGGCCCGACGAAUGGCACGCGGCUCCGUCAGCGACUGCAGCGACGGCACAUCGGUCAACUCGGAGGUUGAGGAGGGCAAUGCGGGAGCGGGUGAGGAGAGGGGAGAGAGGGGUGUGAGUGGAGGAGGAGGAGGACCUGGAGGUGGAGGAGGAGGCUACCGGAGUAUCAUUCAUCCUCGUCUGUCUCAUGAAACCCUGUUCCGCAUGUAUGGAGGACCAGGCAACCCUGCUGGCCACCCAGGCUCCCAUGGCCCCGCAGGGCACCGGAUCCACACAGAGCCCCUAUCCCCCUUCCCUGUGUCCCCUCUGCCAGGGCCAGGAGGAGCCGGCCUCCUAGCACCUCCUCUGUCCCCGGCACUCUCCAUGACCCCGACAUCUCACCUAACUUACACUCCCUCACCCACCCUGUCCCCCAUGUUAGGCUCCCACUUUUCAUUCAACCCAGAGGACAUGAAGCGCUACCUGCAGGCCCACACCCAGUCGGUGUACAACUACGGCCUCAGCCCCAGAGCUUUCCUCCAGUACCCCAACAUCGUUAUCCCUCAGCCCCACCGGCCCGCUGCAGACAAGGCUGGUCUGAGUGGAGACAGAGGAGCGGCCGAGAGAGCAGAAAGAGCAGCGACUGCAGGCGGAGGAGAGAGGGGAGGAGAUCGGCACCACCAUCCACCUCUGGCUCACUCUGCCCACCACCACCCGCAUCCACCUCACUCUGCCCACCCUCACCCCCAUUCUCAUCCCAUUCAUCACCCACUCCAUCUGGGUGAGGAGCCUCCACACAUGUCUCCCUUCAAGUUUAAGCUGCAGCCACCACCACUGGGCAGGAAGCAGAGGGAGACUCAAAGCCAGAGCAAACCCAGGCAGAGCUCGCUGUCUUCGGGCUCAGGAUCCGGGUCCAUGUCAUCUACCUCUGGCCUGGGAUCCUCGCUGUCGUUUGGCAGUGACCUGAGCUCAGCCAGUGGCUCAGGCCUCAUCUCUGCCUCCUCCUCAACACAGUCUCUAAAUAGUGCAGGACUCCCCAAGAUAAAGGUGGAGCCCAUCUCUGACAUAGAGUCAGAGGAAGAGGUGGAGGUGACCGACAUUAGCGAUGAGGACCCAGAUGAAAGAGAUGAAGAGUUUGAGCUCUUCUCCCAUCGCCACUCCAGAGCCCCUGACCGCCACCACCAUCACCUUGCUAACGGCACAGCUGCACCCCAGCAUCAACCCCAUAAUGAGGAGGACCUGGACGAGGAUGUCUUCAAAGCCCCCGCUCCGCCUCCACCUGGCCUGAUGCCCUUUUUUACCUCCCAGCACACACACUCCAACGCACAUCGUGUGCUGCCCACACUCAAGAGUGAACCGGCCGAGCCAGGGGACAGCAACACGCCUCCACCUCAGACGGGUUCGGCAGGAGCUCCCCAGACCAAGUGCAUACCGUUGAAGCUGCGCUUCAAAAGGCGCUGGAGCGAAGACCAGCGCAUGGAGGCCUCACAGGAGGAGUCAGACGACAAGAAAGUACGACCAGAGGAGGAGAGGGAAAGAGAGAGGCAAAGUAAUGGACAAAUGGAGAUGGACGAGGACGGGACAGGCAGUGGAGAAGGGGACAGCCCCCCUCCUUUGGCAUACGAGGGCUCUUUAGCCACACCGUUGGCCUCACACCGGAGGGUGAGCGCGGAGCUGCAUCGUGCCACUGCACAGCUGUCCCUGGAGAACAAAGACUGCUGAUGAGACACACAGCCCAAACACUACUGCUCCAGUAGCACAGGAGGUGGUACAGGAGUAUGUAAAUGGUUCCCCUGUAAUCCCCACACUGAUAAACUAGAUUCCUGAAACCUCCAGUGAACUGAGAGCACGGUCCAGCAUACACACAUAUAAAACCGACACCUCAAAGACAGCCUGACUCUUGCUAUGUCAGAUCCCCCAUCAAUGUCUGUCUGGAUCAGGGUUCUUCUGGGACACAUCCUUUGGGAGGAGGGACUCUCUGAGACUCAGCCAUCCCAGGCUCAGUGACUGUAAUGGGGCUGAAAUCAGAGCGAUGCUCCCUCAUGAAACUUGGCCACAAGUUCACCUCCCACCUGGCCAGUGAAGCUCCAGAUACCCUGUCCCAGUAGCACAGCUCCUGCCUUCAGGCCCCCACCGGUAGGAACAGCAGCCAGUCAAUACUUUCCUCAGGGGACACACACUCCCUUACAGCCCAGCGACACACCCAGGACGACGAUAUGCUCACUCUCCCAUAUGCUACUUUUCCUGGAAGACGACAGGACUUUGAUAAGUGCCUGUAUCUAAAACUGACAGCCCUGGAGUGACAUGGAAGAGAGCAAAGACGGGAGAGUGUGAGGAAGGAGGACUGCUUUGAGUUACCAUACGUUUAACUCAUGAAAAACCUGGCAGAUACUGAAAAAUCAUAUGAACAAAAAGGAAAGUGUGUCUCUAUGACUGAAGAGAGGAGCUGUUGGUGUUGUCUGACUGACUCUUUAACCUGGCCCACUCCACUCAGGGAAGCCUAUUGCUGUAUGUUUAUUGGAUUCAUGCACACAAACAAAAACAAAAAGCAACCCAGCCAACAGUGAAUGGGACUUGAGGACCAUGGACACUAAACAGUGUUCACAGCGACACAAGACCAUUCACACUCACAAGCAUACGCUCACCCAUACACAGACUUUGACUCUCUGGCACACUGUUCUUUCAGAGCUGAUGACUUUUGUAUGACCUUCCUUCUGUCUCUCUCCUGUCCUGCCCCUCUUUCUCUUGCGGACCACCUGUGGAAAGGUCACGACUCCACUCACCGGGAAGGAGAGGAG